UGGGUCACAAAAAAAUUAAAUCAAGUGGUUGUGAUUAAUACUGUGUUUACUGCCAUGGUUGACACAUACAGGAUAGAAUGGUGUUAAAAAUAGCGGCAACCUCUCACUCCCCUCCCCGGACGAAGACAAGGCGAGACAAGACAAAGUUCAAGACAGGACAAGACAAGGUUUCGUUUUUAUUGUCUCUCUCGCUUGCAUUCUUCAGCAUACACAUUUCCUCUUUCUUUCUCUAUUCUCAUCUCUUUAUUAUAUAAAAAGUACAGACUGAUUCCAAACCAAUGACAUCAACACCGGACUCGGCAACUAACCACCAAGCGCAGAUCGAUUUUCUAACAAAGGAGCUACAGUCCAAUCCAUCCGACCCAGCCACGCUACUGCUCCAACGGUCCGCGCACCACGGGCACUUGGGAGACACAGCUAGCGCACAACGCGACAUAGCGCAGGCAUCUGCGCUGAUCCAAGACCCGCGCUACAGAACAGAAGAAAACGUCGUGAAGGUUGAACAGGCGUUCCGCGAAAUCACACUAGGAUCAACCCCUCCAAUUUCAGCCAAUGGCAGGUUUGAGCAGAUGACAGAUGAGCAGCUUGCCGAGGCAAUUUGUGACUCGCAGGUGGCUGGGGCUGGGGCUGGGACUGCGGCGAGGGCGGAGCCGCUGGAGGAGGCUGUUUUGAACAGACUCGUGGACUUUUUUCACGUGACCGGUGCCGAGGCAGAGGCAAGGGCAGAGACAAAGGGAAAAACAAAGGCAGAGGCAAAGACAGAAGCACAGGCAGAAGCACAGGCCAGGGCAGUAGCUGCGUGCAUUUCAGAGAGCAUAGCGAUGAUGGAGGCCAGAGCCCACGGGCUGCUGGCACGCGUGUGCGCGCGGAUGGAGUGUGCGUGGCGGGCGGCCAUGGCCGCGGACGAGCAGCGGGCCGGCGUGCUUGCGGAAAUUGGCAGCGGAAUGUACGCGACCGCAGCGGCCGCGCUGGCGGAUUUGGGUGCGCAAGAGGCCGCGCAGGCGUUCGACUUCUGCAUCGACGCGUGGGUGGCCGCCACCAAAGCGGAGGCCGCCGAGGGCCAGGGCGCAGCACGGGCAGUCCUGCGGCUGCUCGCGGCCAACCGCCCGCUGCUCAUCCACCGCUUCGCCACGCACCCAGCGGCGCUCUCGCGGCUGCUUGCCAUUCUCGGCAGCGCGCCCUUGGGCGGGCGGCGGGCAGGGGGCGUGCUCGUGGCCAGCCAGAUCGCCGCCGCAGCCGCCGACCCAGCCAACUCGGCGCUGUUCCCUGACUUCGACGCACAGGCAAAAGGAGGCUCGCCCCCGGCACUCGCGCUGCUGCAGGCCGAGGCUGCGCGCCAGCUGGACGCCUGGGUGCAGUCGACGGCGCAGGCGGAGCGCGCACGCGGGCUGCUCGCGCUGGCUGCACUGCACGAGGCUGGCGGCGGCACGCUGGCCGGCGCGCUGUGGGCGCAGCCGGAGUGGGUCGGCGACCUGUGGGACCAGGCGGAGUUCGACCUGCCGCCGACGCAGCUUGCGCUCCUGCGGCUCGCCGACGCCAGCGCCACGGGCGCGCAGGCGCCUGCGAUGAAGCGCGCCGGCAACGCGCUGGUGCAGGCGCUGGCGCGCAGCAGGGCAGAGGGCGCCCAGGCGGCGGAGGGCGCCCAGGCGGCGGAGGCCGCCCAGGUGGCGGAUGCUGCCGCGGCUGUGCUGGCCAAGUGG
Kickxella alabastrina is the source of this 1700-nucleotide messenger RNA. RefSeq lists its product as uncharacterized. The annotation marks the transcript as partial. Lineage: Eukaryota; Fungi; Kickxellomycota; Kickxellomycetes; Kickxellales; Kickxellaceae. The record is from RefSeq and is a predicted model, not a curated record. The transcript has a single exon.